Coregonus clupeaformis (lake whitefish) is the source of this 1868-nucleotide messenger RNA. RefSeq names its product tax1-binding protein 1 homolog B-like. The record is from RefSeq and is a predicted model, not a curated record. NCBI's taxonomy places the organism in Eukaryota, Metazoa, Chordata, Actinopteri, Salmoniformes, Salmonidae. The annotation marks the transcript as partial. The transcript is spliced from 12 exons.
UGUAGCUAAUGUUGUUGUUCUAUUCCAGGAAGAGAAGACGGGGAUUGCGCUUUAACAUCGAGCAACUGCGUCAAUAACAGUUUUGACGACUAUCUUUGGUUUUCCUCUACUCUUCAGCAUGGCAAAUGGCCUGUGCUGAGUGAUCGAUGGCUCUCUUCCUGGACGAGACAUCAGUAGGCAGUGCCAUGGACACGUCAAACUUUGCACACGUCAUCUUCCAGAACGUGGGGAAGAGCUACCUGCCCCACGCUGCUCUAGAGUGUCACUACACUCUCACCCAGUUCAUCAAACCACACCAGAAGGACUGGGUCGGCAUAUUCAAGGUUGGAUGGAGCACAGCGAGGGACUAUUACACGUUCUUGUGGUGCCCUGUUCCUGAGAACCACACAGAGGGCACUGCCAUCCACAGAGCGCUGGUGUUUCAAGGAUACUACGUGCCCAACGAUGAUGGGGAGUUCUACCAGUUCUGCUAUGUGACCCACAAGGGGGAGAUCCGGGGGGCCAGCACACCCUUCCUGUUCCGGGCUCAAAGCCCCUCAGAGGACGAGCUGCUGACCGUGGAGGAUGAGUGCAACUCGGACAUCCUGGUGGUGACGACCAGGACCGGAUACCUGGAGCAAAAGAUGGAGGAGGCCCACAGAGAGAAGGAGGAGAUGGUUCGGACCAUGAGCCUCGUGCAGAAUGAGAAGGCCCAGCUAGAGGAGGAGAAGGAGGAGAUGGUUCGGACCAUGAGCCUCCUGCAGAAGGAGAAGGCCCAGCUAGAGGAGGAGAAGGAGAGCCUGCAUAAAGAGUGUGAGCAGCAGAAAGAGAAGUGUACCCAACUGAGACGAGAGAACCAGGAGGUACAGGAGGAGGCCACAGCCAGGGUCCUGCAGCUGGAGGAUGACCUGAUAGGAGUCACCCAGAAGGGCCUGCAGAAAGAGACGGAGCUGGACAGCCUGAAGGACAGAGUGAAGAAGCUGACUCUGGAGAAGGAUGGCAUGGAGUCACACCUGAAGGAUGAGAAGGAUGAGAAGGAACUCUACAAGAUCCACCUGAAGAACCGUGAGCUGGAGAACACUAAGCUGAGUGCAGAGCUGCAGAUGCUGAAGGCUGUGGGUGUAAACAAGGAGAACACCAUUGCUCAGUUCAAAGAGGAGGUGGGACGCCUCCGCUCCUGCCUCACUGAGAAGGAGAAACAACACAAGGAGUUCCUGGCCAAGGCCUCCCCCUUGGGUGAGCUGAAGGUCAUGAAGGAACAGCUUCGUCAGAAGGAAGAGCAGCUUCAGGCCAAACAGCAGCAGGCCUCCAUGUUGUCUGCUGAGCUGAGGGACGCGUCCAGCGCCCGCGACCGCACCAUGGCUGACCUGUACCGCAUGAGGCUGGAGACAGACGCCCUGCAGCAGGGGAAGCAGGAGGCCCUGGCACAGUGUGGCCGUCUGGAGCGCCUGGUGGAACAGAUGAAGGAUGACGCCCAGCAAGAGGCACAGGCCAAGUCUGAGGUGUGCAGGGUGGAGGAUGAGGCAGAGGCUGACCCAGCCACCGUGGCUGAGCUGCAGAGAGAGGUGGAGGACCUGAAGCUCCGGCUGCACAUGGCUGCAGAACACUACAAGGAGAAGUACAAGGAGUGUCAGAGGCUGCAGAGGCAGGUGGUCAAGCUCUCUGAACAACCGGGGGAGCUGAGGAAGAACCCAGCAGCUGAGACCAUGGCCGUCCCUCUGUCUGUCAGUCCAGACACCUCUGUGCCAGGGAGUCCAGGUUCUGCUGACCCCAUGCUGGAGGCCAUCAUCCAGGAGAAACUCAAAGGCUUCAGCAGACAGGCGUCCGACAGGAGCGACAAGUACAGGAAAUGCAAGCAGAUGCUGAAUGAGGAGAAGGAGCGUAGCUAC